UAAAAAUGGCCGUGGUGUUGACUUCUCGCGCAUUGCUCUCGUAGAGUGGUAUUUUUUCACGUAAAACUUUUCCAAUAAUUAUCAAAGAACUUUCUCUAAUUGUCUUGGAUAUCAACUCUUAACAUAUUCAUAGUUUCUUUGCCAAGAUGUCGGACGGUAAUAGCCCUAGUAUGAUAAGUUAUUUGAGGCAGUAUAGGUUUCAAAGAAAGCCGAAUGAGACGGGGUCUAGCGAUUCCGUAAGAGUUGUGGCAUCGUCUUCGAAUUCCCAGCAACACAUCAGAAUGCCAGCUCCCAACGUUGUGAGAAACCCUCCUGUGGUUUACAAGCGUAUCAGGAUCCAGGAUUCCGAUUCCGACGAUGCACCAACUCCAGUAAAGAAGCCAGCCGUCAUGGAACUUACUACUGCUGUCAAAGAGAGGCGAUUUAGAAACAUGCUGGAAAUGUUCCCUGAUCUCCCACCAGUACUUGUAAAGAAUACACUCGUAAAACAUGGUUGGAACGAGGAACGUUCCAGGGAUGAUCUACUUAAAGUCGAUCCUGAAAGCGAUGACAAGAGUACCUCAUCCUUCUUCGCUGCAAGCAGACCGAGUGUUUCAAACAUUUCACGCCCUGCUAACGGAAAUAUGGGAAUUAUCCGAGUCACAAGUGGGGGUCCUUCGACUCAAAGUGGAAAUGGGGGUAUGGUGGCUCGGAAACCAUAUGUCGCUAAGAGUGUAAGGGUGAGAAGGGGCAGCAGUGGCAGUGAGGAUGAGGAUUAUGGUGUCAGAAAAGGAAAGGACGACAGGGUCUAUGACAGUGACGACUCUGACAACGAAAUAACCGACGAUCUAGUGGGCGACAAGAAGAAAGUGUUUGACUUCCUCAACACUAGCAAUAUGAAUGAGUUAUCACUGCUCAGUGGUUGCUCGCAGAAGAAAGCUGAAGCCAUCAUAUCACAGAGACCAUUCAAGGGUUGGUUGGAUAUGGUAGAAAAGUUCAACAACAACAAAAUGCUAAGUACAGAGCUGCUAAACUCUACGCAAGAACUGCUAACCACAAGGAACAAUAUCCAGCGGUUGAUGAAGAAGUGCGUAGGGCUCGCGCAACAGUUGGAGUCGGCCGUGGCGGCAGGCGCCGGCCGCCUGAAGCAGCCCGGCAUACUGGCCCCCAGCCUCAAACUCGCCCCGUACCAGCUAGUCGGUCUGAACUGGCUGGCUGUCUUACACAAGCAGGGAGUCUCCGGAAUCCUGGCUGACGAGAUGGGGCUGGGGAAGACUGUGCAAGUGAUAGCCUUCCUCGCACACUUGAAGGAGACCGGGCAGGCUAGGGGCACGCAUUUGGUUGUGGUACCCGCUUCUACGUUAGAUAACUGGAGCGGUGAAUUGUCCCGUUGGUGUCCCUCGCUAAGAGUCAGCAAGUACUACGGGCCGCCGGAGGAGCGGAGGCAGCUUAGGAUCGAAUACGCGAGGGGACUGGACAACUAUGACGUCGUUUUGACCACCUACACGAUGGUGAGCAGUUGCCCCGAAGAGCGCAAAAUGUUCCGCAUAACACCGAUGCACUACGUGGUGUAUGACGAAGCUCACAUGCUCAAGAAUAUGUCCACGCUGCGGUACGAUAACCUGCUCAAGAUCAAAUCAAAACACCGCCUCCUGCUGACGGGCACGCCGCUUCAGAACAAUCUGUUGGAGCUGAUGUCGCUUCUCUGCUUCGUGAUGCCACACAUGUUCUCCGGGAAGACCCAGGACCUUAAGAACUUGUUCCAGAAGAAUUCGAAAGCGAAAACCACAAAGAAAGCGGAAGGCAACAAAGAGGAUGACGUGCCAGCGUUCGAACAGAGUCAAAUAACGCAAGCGAAACGGAUCAUGAAGCCGUUUGUACUUAGGAGGUUAAAGAGGGACGUCUUACAAGACCUGCCUCAGAAGACAAAUCACACGGAACUGUGCCCUAUGUCGAGGAAACAAGAGGCUUUGUACAAAGAUCUGAUCGCUGGCUUCUCGGCUAAUGAUGGGACGAUCCACGCGACCACAGAACACAGCGGUAUGUCCAUGAUGAUGGACAUGCGGAAGUUAGCCAACCACCCUCUGCUCCUGCGGUACCACUACAAGCCCGAACAACUGCGGCUUAUAGCGGCAAGACUAGCACGAGACUCCGGCUACAAGGAGACCAACGAGCAGUACGCGUACGAAGACCUGCUGUGUCUGUCCGACUUCCAGAUACAUCAGCUCACGCGACAGCAUGCGUGUAUACGCACCUUCGGCGUCCCCGAACACCUAAUUCUAGACUCUGGCAAGUUCGAGAAACUUGAUGAAAUGCUGCCUCGCUUGAAAGCCAACGGUCAUAGGGUGCUGGUAUUCAGCCAGUUCGUCAUGAUGCUGGACAUCUUGGAGCCCUACCUCGCGGCGCGGGGACACCGGUACCUUAGGCUGGACGGACAGACGGCAGUUACGGAACGACAAGACCUAAUAGACCAGUAUAACUCAGAAGACAUCUUCGUGUUCCUUCUAUCCACGCGAGCGGGCGGGCUCGGCAUCAACCUAACAGCGGCUGACACCGUCAUCAUCCACGACAUCGACUUUAACCCGUACAACGACAAGCAGGCCGAGGACAGGUGCCACAGGAUGGGGCAGACGCGGCCGGUGACGAUCUACCGACUGCUGAGUGCUGGCACCAUCGAGGAGGGCAUCUACCAGGUCGCCCAGGAGAAGCUCAACCUGGAGAAACACGUCACUGGUGCUGACGAAAACGACGCCGCCGAACAAAAGAAUGUCGUCCGCCUACUAUCAGCUGCGCUCGGUCUGACCACGCCCAACAAAUGAUUGCCGGCCAAAGAGCCCGCUGUCACCAAGAAGUAGUGCGCGACGAGAUCGACUAGUGCGCGACGGAAGUGACUAGUGAGCGACGAGAUCGACUAGUGAGCGCCGGGUGUGACUAGUGAGUGACAAAACAAACUAGUGAUGUUAAAAUGGUGAUAUUGUGCGCGGCUAGUACAAAAUGGGUUUGUUGAUUUGUAAAGUUACAAUUAAAUGUGUUUGAUGGCUUGAAACUGUAACAGUUUCUGCGAUUUUUUUAUUUAAAUGACACAAG
Messenger RNA from Ostrinia nubilalis (European corn borer), 3066 nucleotides. RefSeq names its product SWI/SNF-related matrix-associated actin-dependent regulator of chromatin subfamily A containing DEAD/H box 1 homolog (gene Etl1). Gene Ontology annotation, cellular component: nucleus. The record is from RefSeq and is a predicted model, not a curated record. Gene Ontology annotation, molecular function: chromatin binding; ATP-dependent chromatin remodeler activity; ATP binding. The coding region runs from base 147 to 2798 and encodes 883 amino acids. The transcript is spliced from 15 exons. NCBI's taxonomy places the organism in Eukaryota, Metazoa, Arthropoda, Insecta, Lepidoptera, Crambidae.